This is a messenger RNA of Talpa occidentalis (Iberian mole), 9666 nucleotides long. RefSeq names its product fibrillin 3 (gene FBN3). The record is from RefSeq and is a predicted model, not a curated record. Lineage: Eukaryota; Metazoa; Chordata; Mammalia; Eulipotyphla; Talpidae. The coding region runs from base 81 to 8384 and encodes 2767 amino acids. Gene Ontology annotation, molecular function: calcium ion binding. The transcript has 63 exons.
CCCGUGUCCGCGCCGCCCCGCGCCGGCCGGCAGUGUCUCAGGGACACGUCACGGUCCUGGAGGGGCUGUGCUUCGCCAGGAUGGGCACCCUCACCAUGGCCUGGAGCCCCCCGGCUCAGCUUCUGCUGGUCUGGACGGCCCUGGCGUGCACAGCGGGUGUCCAGGGCCGCUGGGAUGGGGCCUUGGAGCCUGCGGGUUCCAGACGUGUGCGCCGGUGGGGCAGCCCGGGCAUCUUGCAGGGGCCCAAUGUGUGUGGCUCCCGCUUCCACGCCUACUGCUGCCCCGGCUGGAGGACGCUGCCUGGAGGGCACCAGUGUGUCGUGCCUGUCUGCAGGCGUGCCUGCCAUGAGGGCUUCUGCUCCCGGCCCAACCUGUGUGCCUGUGCCAACGGGGAGCUGGCGCCCAGCUGCGCGCUGAGUCAAGGGCCCGGGUGCAGUGUGAGCUGCAUGAACGGGGGCAGCUGCCGAGGGGAGUCCUGCCUAUGCCAGAGGGGCUACACCGGCACUGUGUGUGGGCAGCCGGUGUGUGACCAAGGCUGCCACAACGGGGGCCGCUGCAUUGGGCCAAACCUCUGUGCGUGUGUGUAUGGCUUCAUGGGGCCUCAGUGUGAGAGAGACUACCGGAUAGGACCCUGCUUUGGCCAGGUGGGCACGGAGGGGUGCCAGCGCCAGCACACGGGCCUCCUCUGCACCAAGGCACUUUGCUGUGCCACUGUGGGCCGUGCCUGGGGCUUCCCCUGUGAGCUCUGCCCUGCACAGCCACACCCCUGCCGCCGUGGCUUCAUCCCCAAUAUCCACACCGGGGCCUGCCAAGAUGUGGACGAGUGCCAGGCCGUGCCAGGGCUGUGCCAGGGCGGUAGCUGCGUCAACACCAUGGGCUCCUUUGAGUGCCGCUGCCUGCCUGGACACCGCUUCAGUGAGAACAGCGCCAGCUGUGAAGAUGUGGACGAGUGUCUGUACAUGCCAGGCCUCUGCUCCGGGGGCGGCUGCACCAACACGCCCGGGGGCUACGUGUGCACCUGUCCCCGCGGUUUUGCCAGAAGCCAGGAUGGCACCCGCUGCCUGGACCACCGGGCUGGCACCUGCUUCUCGGUGCUGAUCGGGGGCCGCUGUGCCGGACACCUGGCUGGUGCCCACACCCACAGGCAGUGCUGCUGUCACACGGGCAGGUGCUGGGCAGCUGGCCCAGCUCCUGAGCUGUGUCCUCCUCGGGGUUCUGAUGAGUUCCGGCGACUGUGUGCCCAGGGGCUCCCGCUGCUGCCCUCCUAUUCCGGCCCCUCCCCCAGCCUCCCUGACUUUGGGUCCGCCGGCAUGGGCCCUGGCCUCGGGCAGGCUCGACACAGCCCUCACGAUGCCAGUGCGCAUGGGGCCCCCCGCCCGGGCCUCGGGGACGCCAGCAUUGGCACAGCCACCCUGAACCAAACCAUCGACAUCUGCCGACACUUCACUGGCCUGUGUCUCAAUGGCCGCUGCCUGCCCACCCCUUCCAGCUACCGCUGCGAGUGUAACCCCGGCUACGCCCAGGACGCCCGGGGCCAGUGCAUCGACGUGGACGAGUGCACCGGUAGCCGUGGUCUCUGCCGUCAUGGCCGCUGCGUCAACACAGAGGGCGGCUUCCAGUGCGCCUGCAACGCGGGUUUUCAGCUCAGUCCUGAUGGCAAGAACUGUGUGGACCACGACAAAUGUGCGGGCUUCGCUGUGUGUGCCAACGGAGUGUGUGUCAACGAGGAUGGCGGUUUCGCGUGUCUCUGUAAACCUGGCUUUCUGCUGGCUCCUGACGGCCGCCACUGCCUGGACAUGGACGAGUGCCAGACGCCCGGAGUCUGCGGGAACGGCCCCUGCACCAACACCGAGGGCUCCUACCACUGCCGCUGCCUUGGGGGGCUGGUGCCGGGGCCCGAUGGGGUCUGUGUGGAGAACUCCCUGCGUAGCACAUGCUUCGGAGGCUUCACACGGGGGACCUGUGUGCGCCCCUUCCCCGGCGCUGUCACCAAGUCUGAGUGCUGCUGUGCUAACCCGGACCACGGGUUUGGGGAGCCCUGCCAGCUGUGUCCAGCCAAGAACUCUGCUGAGUUCCAGGCUCUGUGCCGCCACGGUCUGGGCAUCACUGCAGACGGCAGAGACAUCAACGAAUGUGCCCUGGACCCCAACAUCUGUGCCCAUGGAGCAUGCGAGGACCUGUGGGGUGGCUACCGCUGCAGCUGCGGCCUGGGCUACGAGGCGGGCGCUGCCGGCAGGGAGUGUACAGACGUCGACGAGUGCCUGUCCCGCCCGUGUGUGAACGGAGUGUGCCGGAACCUGGCCGGCUCCUUCUCCUGCGAAUGUGCCCCCGGGAGCUGGCUGGAAUCCUCGGGCACCAUGUGCCUAGACAGCGCUCGGGGCACCUGCUGGCUGCAGGUCCGGGACGGCCGCUGCGAGGCCAACCUUCCGGGGACCUCCCUGCGGUCCGAGUGCUGCGCCACGCUGGGGGCUGCCUGGGGGAGCCCCUGCGAGCUCUGCGAGAUAGCCACAGACCCUGCCUGCGCCCGGGGCUUUGCCCGAACGAAGGGGCUCACGUGUGAAGACGUGGAUGAGUGUGCGGUCUUCCCCGGGGUCUGCUCCAACGGGCGCUGCCUCAACACCCCCGGCUCCUUCUGCUGCGAGUGUCCCCAGGGCUCGGUGCUGGACGCCACCGGCCGGCUCUGUGUGGACAUGCGCCAGGAGCCGUGCUUCCUGAGCUGGGCCGAGGGCCAGUGCGGGGCUGUCCUCCCCGGCCAGUACGGCAGGGACAUCUGCUGCUGCUCCGUGGGGGCCGCGUGGGGAGCUGCGUGCGAGCCUUGCCCAGAGCCCGAGUCCCCGGCAUUCAGCGGCCUGUGCCCCUGGGGGCUGGGCUUUGUCAGCCGAGACCCCCUGUCCGGCCAGCCCUUCUAUAAAGACCUGAACGAGUGUGCGCUGUUCCCCGGCCUGUGCGCUCACGGCGCCUGCCACAACACUGCGGGCAGCUUCCGCUGCACCUGUGCAGGCGGCUUCGCCCUGGACACCCGGGAGAGGAGCUGCACAGACAUCGACGAGUGCCGUAUAUCCCCUGACCUCUGUGGCCGGGGUGCCUGUGUCAACACGCCAGGCAGCUUCGAGUGCGAGUGUCUCCCUGGUUACCAGAGAGGCUCCAUGCUGAUAAAGGCCUGUGUGGAUGUGGACGAGUGUGCCCAGGACCCGUCGCUGUGCCGUGGAGGCGCCUGCACCAACACGGAGGGGAGCUUCGAGUGUCGGUGCCCCGCUGGACACAUGCUGACCUCCCGGGGCACUGCCUGCGAGGACGUGGAUGAGUGUGCCCUGAGCCAGGGCCUAUGUCCCCACGGCCGGUGUACCAACCUCCUGGGUGCCUUCCAGUGCUCCUGCCUCGCCGGCUUCCAGAGCACCCCGGACAGCCAGGGCUGCGUGGACAUUGACGAAUGCCAUGUGGGUAACGGCGGCUGUGCUGGGCAUUGCGCCAACACCGAGGGCAGCUACCGCUGCAGCUGCAGAGAGGGCUACACCCUGAUGGCGGAUGGCAGGACCUGCACAGACGUAGAUGAGUGUGAGGAGAGCCGGGACAUCUGUGAUGGGGGGCAGUGCACCAACCUGCUGGGUGGUCACCGCUGCCUGUGCUUUGACGGUUUCGUGGCCUCCGUGGACAUGAGGGCGUGUGUUGACGUGAAUGAGUGUGACCUGAACCCCCACAUCUGCCGCCAUGGAGCCUGUGAGAACACGAAGGGUUCCUUUGUCUGCCAUUGCCAGCGGGGCUACGCGGUCAGCAUGGCGGCCACGGGCUGCGCGGAUGUGGAUGAGUGUGAGCUUGGUGGGCAUGGCUGUGAUGGGCACGCCUCCUGCCUCAAUACCCCCGGGAGUUUCAGCUGCAGGUGCCAGCUAGGCUGGGAGGGGAAUGGCUUCAAAUGCCAUGACCUGGAUGAAUGUGCCUUCCAGAAGCACCCGUGCAGUGCAAGAGCCGACUGCCUCAAUGUCCCCGGCUCCUACCGCUGCACUUGCCGCCCGGGCUUCCUCGGAGACGGAUUCUCCUGCGAAGACAGGGACGAAUGUGCCGAGGACAUGGACCUCUGCGAGCAUGGCCAGUGCCUCAACGUCCCCGGCGGGUUCCGCUGUGAGUGCGAGAUGGGCUUCGACCGCACAGAGGACCUCCGGGCCUGCCGGGACGUGGACGAGUGUGUCCUCGGGGACGUCUGCCUGUUCGGGAGCUGCGAGAACCUGCCGGGGGCCUUCCGCUGCGCCUGCCGUCAGGGCUACGAGCUGGACCGCGGUGGCGCCAACUGCACGGACGUCGAUGAGUGCAUGGACCCCGUGAGCUGCAUCAACGGCCUGUGCGUCAACACUCCUGGCAGCUACCUCUGCAACUGCCCCCAGGAUUUUGAGCUGAACCCCAGCGGGGUGGGCUGUGUGGACACCCGGGUCGGCAACUGUUUCUUGGACACACAUGGCCGAGGGGAUGGUGGUGUUUCCUGCGGUGCUGAGAUUGGGUUUGGCAUCACCCGAGCCUCCUGCUGUUGCUCCCUGGGCCGGGCCUGGGGCAACCCCUGUGAGCUGUGCCCGAUGGCCAACACCACUGAGUACAGAACCCUGUGCCCGGGCGGCGAGGGCUUCCGGCCCAACCCCACUACUGUCAUUCUGGAAGAUGUCGACGAGUGCCAGGAGCUCCCGGGGCUGUGCCAGGGUGGCGACUGUGCCAACACCUUUGGCAGCUUCCAGUGCGAGUGCCCACCUGGUUACCACCUCAGCGGAAACACCCGCGUCUGUGCAGACAUCGAUGAAUGCUCCGCCCACCCAGGCAUCUGUGGCCCAGGGACCUGUGACAACACCCUGGGGAGCUACACCUGUGUCUGCCCCGCAGAGUACCUGCCUGGCACCGGUGGCCACAGCUGCUUGGACAUGAGAAGGAACGUCUGCUUCCGGCACUACGGCGGCGCGUGUGAGGACGAGCUGGCCGUCAGCGUGACCCGGAAGACGUGCUGCUGCUCCUACCACGUCGGCCAAGCCUGGAACAGACCCUGCGAGGCCUGCCCCUCCCCCACCAGCUUGGACUACCAGGUCCUGUGUGGAAACCAGAACCCAGGCUUCGUCACCGACGUCCACACAGGGAUGCUGCUUGACAUCGACGAGUGUGGGGAGCUCCCCGCCGUCUGUGCGCGCGGCGUCUGCAUCAACCAGUUCGGGAGCUUCCGCUGCGAGUGCUCCCGCGGCUUCCGCUACAGCGGCUCGCUGCUGGCCUGCACAGAUGUGGACGAGUGUGCCAGUGCGCAGAGCCCCUGCCCGCGCAGCGCCAAGUGCGUCAACGUCCCGGGCAGCUACCACUGCACGUGUGCCCGCGGGUACAAGCUGUCACCGGGAGGGGCCUGUGUGGGACAGAACGAGUGUCAGGAGAUCCCAGAUGUGUGUGGCCACGGCGACUGUGUGGACACUGAGGGCAGCUACACGUGCCUGUGUCACCGUGGUUUCCAGGCCUCUGUGGACCAGGCCCUGUGCGUGGACGUGAAUGAGUGUGAGCAGCAGCCAUGUGGAAACGGGACCUGCAAGAAUGUCGUCGGCUCCUACAGCUGCCUUUGCUUCCCCGGCUUCGUGGCAGCACACGAUGGGGACUGUGUAGACAUAGAUGAGUGCACCACCCUGGCAAGGCAGGUGUGCCGAUUUGCCCAGUGUCUCAACACAGCUGGUUCCUUCUACUGCCUCUGCCAGGCUGGCUUUGAGCUCACAGCUGAUGGGAAGAACUGCAUAGACACCAACGAGUGUCUCAGCCUUGUGGGAACAUGCUUGCCAGGCACUUGCCAAAACCUCGAGGGCUCCUUCCGCUGCAUCUGUCCCCCUGGCUUCCAGGUGCAGAGUGACCAUUGUGUGGACGUCGACGAGUGUUCACAGGAUCCCAACCUCUGCCUCUUUGGCACCUGUACCAACAGCCCUGGCAGCUUCCGGUGCCUCUGCCCAGCUGGUUUUGUCCUUUCUGACAAUGGGUACCGUUGCUUUGACACACGGCAGAGUUUCUGCUUCACCUAUUUCGAGGCUGGCGAGUGUCUGGCGCCCAAAGCUUUCAAUACCACCAAGGCCCAGUGCUGUUGCAGCAAGAGGCCCGGCCAGGGCUGGAGCCACCCCUGUGAGCUGUGUCCUCCAGAGGGCAGUGCUGCCUUUCAGGAGCUCUGCCCCUUUGGCCACAGGGCAGUCCCGGGCCUGGACAACUCUUGGAGAGAUGUGAACGAGUGUGAGGAAAACCCCGGCGUCUGUAACAACGGCCUUUGCGUCAACAUGGACGGCUCCUUCCGCUGUGAAUGUCCCUUGGGCUACCAGCUGGACUCCACGGGCAGCCGCUGUGUGGACACAGAUGAGUGCUCUGUCGGGCAUCCCUGCGGGGAGGGCACCUGCACCAACGUCAUCGGAGGCUUCGAGUGUGCCUGUGCUGACGGCUUUGAGCCCGGCCCCACGAUAACCUGUGAGGACAUUGACGAGUGCGCCCAGAACCCCCUGCUCUGCGCCUUCCGCUGCCACAACACUGAGGGCUCCUAUGUGUGCACCUGCCCAGCUGGCUAUGCCCUGCGGGAGGACGGGGCCAUGUGCCAAGAUGUGGACGAGUGCGCUGACGGGCGGCAGGACUGCCGCGCCCGGGGCAUGCUGUGCAAGAACCUCAUUGGCACCUUCGCUUGCGUCUGCCCCCCGGGCCUGAAGCCCCAGCCUGGCUCCGGGGAGGGCUGCAUAGAUGACGACGAGUGUCAAGCCCAGCCCGGCCUCUGCGCCAACGGCCACUGUGUCAACACGGUGGGCAACUUCCGGUGCAGCUGUGACGAGGGCUUCCGGCCCAGCCCCACUCUCACUGAGUGCCUUGAUAUCCGCCAGGGGCCCUGCUUCUCUGAGCUGCUGCAGGCUGCGUGCCAGGCCCAGGCCAGCGGCGGCGAGGCUGUCACCUGGGCGGAGUGCUGCUGUGGGGGCGGCCGUGGCUGGGGCCCCCUCUGUGAGCUCUGUCCCCUGCCCAGCACCGCCGCCUACAGGAAGCUGUGUCCCCACGGCGCAGGCUACACGGCAGAGGGCCGAGACGUGGACGAGUGUCACAUGCUCCCUGGGCUAUGCCACCACGGGGAGUGCAUCAACAGCCUCGGCGCCUUCCACUGCCACUGCCAGGCCGGGUAUGCGCCAGACGCCGCUGCCACAGCCUGCCUGGAUGUCGAUGAGUGCAGCCAGACCCCCAAGCCAUGUGCCUUCCUGUGCAAAAACACGGAGGGCAGUUUCCUGUGCGCCUGCCCCCGAGGCUAUGUGCUGGCGGAGCCCGGCAGGACCUGCAGAGACCUGGAUGAGUGCGCCUCCAGGCAGCACAACUGCCAGUUCUUCUGCGUCAAUACCGUCGGCGCCUUCACCUGCCGCUGUCCCCCUGGCUUCACGCAGCGCCACCAGGCCUGCCUCGACAAUGACGAGUGCUUGGCCCGGCCCGGCCUGUGUGGUGCCCACGGGCGCUGCCACAACACCCCAGGCAGCUUCAGAUGUGAGUGCUCCCAAGGCUUCACCCUGGGCAGCUCCGGCCAUGGCUGCGAAGAUGUGGAUGAAUGUAAUGGGCCCCAUCGCUGCCAGCACGGUUGUCAGAACGAACUAGGGGGCUACCGCUGCAGCUGCCCCCAGGGCUUCACGCAGCACUCCCAGUGGGGCCAGUGUGUGGAUGAAAAUGAGUGCGUCCUGUCGCCCGAGGCCUGUGGCAGCGCCUCCUGCCACAACACCCUGGGGGGCUUCCGCUGCGUCUGCCCCUCCGGCUUCGACUUCGACCAAGCCCUGGGGGGUUGCCAGGACGUGGACGAGUGUGCCACGCGGGGCGGCCCCUGCAGCUACAGCUGCACCAACACCCCCGGUGGCUUCCUGUGUGGCUGCCCCCGAGGCUACUUCCGGGCUGGACAAGGGCACUGCGUCUCUGGCCUGGGCUUUAACUCCAGCCCUCAGCACACCCCGGAUGAGGCGCUCUCCCCGGAAGCCUGCUAUGAAUGCAAGAUCAACAGUCUCCCUGCUCAAGACCGGACUCGGCGCAGUGCACGCGGGGACUACCAGGUGAACCUAGCUGGCAUUGACUCAGAGGCCCCUCUGACCUUGGGCCUGAACCUGUCGUGCCUGGGCCAGGCAGAGCACAUCCUGGAGCUGCGGCCUGCCCUAGAGAACACUGGGGGCUGGGUUCGCUAUGUCAUCUCCCGCGGCAACAAGCAAGGUUUCUUCCGCAUGCGUCACCUCCGCGGCCUCAGCUCCCUGCAGUUGGGGCGUCGGAGACCAGGGCCUGGAACUUACCAGCUGGAGGUGGUGAGCGUGGUAGGGUCCUGGAACCCCAAAACCCAGUCAGAGGGGCAGACAGGGCCAGGUGUCCGGGCCCUACGACUGAAGGUACAGCUACAGCUGCUGUAGUGGGAGGAGCCCGUCCUGCUGCCCAGCCUCAGGUGCCUCCCAUGCCCCCUCCAGGCUCCAGCAUGGGCCCAGCCAGGCCCUGUCUCUUUCCAUGGGGUUUUGGGGAGACUGAUGACCUGCUUACUACAUGCCCUAAGUAGUACACACCGGGGUGACAAGCCCUGGCCUCAGCAGGCUCCAGGACCCCAUGCCAUCCUCUUCCCCAGCGGUGGGAGAUUGUGGAGCUGGGAUGGACUGCUCCCCAGCAGCAGUGGCUUGCCAGGUGGGACCCCAAAACUCAGGAAGAAUGAAAUGCUACACAAUGACCUCAGACAGGUCUGCCUAGGGGAUCCCAGUAUGCGGCCUCUCCUGGAGACAGCUGGAAGCUUCAGUGUGCACCCACCACCUCCAACAACCAGGGUCGAGGAGGACCCUGUUUCACUGUGUGGUCAGUCUCAGGCUUGAACUUAUGCACCGCGCCGUGGCUGCCCCAGGGGGUUGGCAGGACUGGGCAACAGUGACUGGGGUGGGGUGGGGGUGGGACUCAUCUCAGAGCAGAAGGGCCCACAGGGCCUUUACCAGAGUGGGUGACUCAUGGCCAUGUUCAUGCUUCCAGGAGCUGGGCUAAGGGUUCAAGGAUGCUUUUAUAUGAGAAGCAAGGACAAUAAAGUUAUUUUGCGUUAAGUCUGCUCCCUGGGGAAGUUCUGGCAAUCAGUAGACAUUGCCCACAAAAAAAGGCCAGGUUCACAUUUAAGAGAUCCCUGUGGCCCCAAAGGGCAGCUCUGAGAAGGACGAGCAUGCAAGUGAGAGAUGAGUGAAGACCACCCUCCACCUAAGGGUCAGGGACUGAUCCCAGGAUGCAGGCCCAGUGGGUUCCACCAACCUCAGUCCCCUGAGGGACUGGGCGCAAAGCCGACUGUGGAGGUCAACCACUGGGGGGCACUGUGGGUUCACCAUCCUGAGAUGUCAGCUCACGCCUCCUGACCAGUGCUGCGGGCGUACCAGGCACUGCUGCGUGUUUUACAAUCACUGACCCUGUGGCUGCGGAACAGAUGCCACUAUUGUCAUCCCCUCUCACAGCCUGGAGGCCAGACUCAGAGGUCAGGCAACUUGUCUGACGUGGCUCAAGUUGCAGAUAACAGAGUGGGGUUCAAAGCGGAGCCGCCUGGUUUGUCCCAUUCAUUGCACCAUCCUGCUGGUUCUAGAUCUACAUGGGUACUUGAUUCAGAAUCCUUACCUGCACUGUCUGUUGUCUGGAGGGAGGUCCUUGUUCUGUUCAUGGAGGGGUUGCCAAGAUAUUUCU